GGUACCGUUAAGAGCACGCAGCGGCCAGUGCGAGCCCGCGCGUGAUCGACGCUCCCCGACCACGACGUCUCGGCGAUCUCCACUAGACAGACGAACCGGUCGGAUCACUUCUUACUUAAUCCUUACAUAAACUAGUGCCAAAAAUAUCUAGUUUCUCUAAAAUAUGACCUAAAUAUAUCCUAAAGUGUACGUGUUUUGACAUCCAAGUGUCGGUGAAGGGACAUUCGGGUCCAGCGGCUGUGUAAGUUGUACGCUCGCUCAACAAUUUAAACUUUCGAAACUUAGUAUUUUUCCGUUGCAACGAAAAUGGAUUUGCAAUAUGAAGAAAAUGGUGCGCCGUUCGUGAUGUGGGGAGACAGUAAGAUCCAGCUGGAGAAUUGGCCGAUCACGGAAAAGUUUUAUACGGAAAAGGCAGAGACCGAAUUACGAGAGACGCCUGAAGUAGUUGCAAAAGCUUUAAGAGAACUGAGAGAACUAUUAAAAGGUGAAAAAAACCUUAACAUUCCUAUUGAAAAUGAUGACUUUCUGAUGAAAUUCCUCAGGCCCUGCAAAUUUUAUGCAGAUAGUGCUCUAAAGAAGAUACAAGCUUUCUACAAAUUCCGGCAAGCGCAUGAAACUUACUGUCACAACCUGAUGCCAUCGGUGGUGCGAGCCGCCUUCGACCACUCCAUAAUAUCCAUCCUGGCGCCUCGCGAUCAGCAUGGUCGGCGUAUCAUGUUCGUCGAGUCCGGCAAGGGCUGGGACCCUCGCGCGGUGCCUCUAUCCGAAGUGUUCCGCGGCGUCCAGCUGGGCCUGGAGGCGGCCAUGACGGAGCCGCGCACGCAGGUCUCCGGCGUCAUCGUCAUCAUGGACAUGCAGGGGCUAGCCCUUAGCCAUGUGCUACAAUUCACGCCGUCCUUCGCAAAGAUGGUCGUCGAGUGGGUGCAGUUCUGCAUCCCGAUCCGGCUAAAAGCGGUGCACAUCGUGUACCAACCGUAUGUGUUCAACAUGGUGUUCGCGCUGUUCAAGCCAUUCCUGCGCGAGAAGCUGCGCUCGCGCAUACACUUCCACGGCAACAACAUGGACUCACUCAAGGCACACGUGGACGGCAAAGCGCUGCGUCCGCGCCACGGCGGUUCCCUGCCCGAGUUGGAGGUUACUGGAGAGCUGCUGUGGAAAAUGCUGUCACAUUACGAGGACGGUUUUAAAUUGGCUAACUCCUACGGCUACGUAAAGAACAAUGAAAAUCACAAAUAACGCAGAUCUAACUGGGGCCAAAUUCGACAUGUGCAACUGUCAGAUUUCGCAUCCACGUCAAAUCAACAGUUGAUUUUAUUGCAUAGGUACUGAGUGUUGAUUCCAUCAACGGUGGAUAAUAUCAUUUGGUACAACCAAAACUCAACUCUAAACUAAGGGUGGUUCGGUUUAGUUUGCUUGUCACCCUAACUAUGGAUUGUUAAUGUCAAAUUUUGACAUUGUACGUAUUCGAGAACUUAUGAUUUUUCCCUCAUCAACGGGAGAUCUACACGAUACGUCAAACGUCGCUUGUCGAAUAGGGGUCCUGAUCAACUAUUAUAGUUACAUUAAGUAAAUUGUCACAUAUUAUUAGUUAUGAUAAAUAAGGAUGUGGGUCAACAUAUUAUACUGUGUAUUAUCUGUAAAUGCGUCAUUCAGGGAAUAGGGAUAGUGAAAUUAUUCCGAAUCAUCAGCCGCAUGAAAACAAUGUCGUUUGCCUGACAACCUCGUACCUAGUUUGAUUCAGUGACAACUUUAGAUGUACAUACGAUCUAAUGUGUAACACUGCUUCGCACUUCGGAGCGACGUCCGGUGCUGCGAUUUUUACACCUUUGUAGUUACUGUAGAAUUUAAUGUAGGUAAAAGUACAAAUGCUUUCGUCAUCAAAUGUUGUCAUACGUGGAUCGGCUCGAUUCGGGAAAUCAAUUAGAGACUCAGUAGAUAUGAAAUAGUAAAGAUAUGUGACGUUCCACUGCAAAAGGUACUUUAUGGCGACUGGCGCCGCGAUUCGGGAAAUGAAUUAGAUAUUCACUAGAUAUGAAAUAGUGAAGACAUGUGACGUUCCACAGAAAAAGGUACCUUAUGGCGGCCGGCGCAUAACGCCGCAAUAAUAAUAAUAUUGGAGCGGCGUUAAUGAUAGCGUAAGCGCCAACCGCCAUAAGGUACCUUUACUCGUGGGACGUCACAUAUCUUUACUAUAACGUUUCUAGUUAAUUUCUAAUUCAUUUCCCGAAUCGUGCCGGAUGUGACGGGGUGCAAGUUUUCAGCAAGAGUAAGAUGUAUUCCCAGUUCUUCUGUUGUCGGUACAAGAAUAUAGGUAUGUACCUAUGUUUAAAAGAAACAUAUCUUUAUUAAGUUUAAUGGCAAGUGAUAUUAGGACAAAACUGUAGGGAUAAUUACGGUAGGUAAUUAAUAUUAUGAAUAGGAAAUAUUUCUCCGCAUUGUAUUUUUAUAGAUGCGAUUUUAGCUAUUUAGUAGCGUGACAUUUACAAUUCCUACAUUCCACAAGGACUAACUACCUCCUACUUACAAUAACUCAUUAUGGACUGUGUCAUACUCUCAGGAAAACGUAAAAAAAAAUUAGACACAAGCUGCUAUUCUGUUGAUGUGGCCUGAAUUUCACGAAGUAAGAACAUUUUCACUAUUGUGUAAGUCCUUACCUACCUAUUAAUAUUAUCUAAUUUAAAAGUUACCUCAACAUGAUGUGAUCAUUUGGAAAGAUUGUCCUUUUAGUAGGUAUUUUUUUACACAUAAAUACUUAUUUCAAUUUUUAAUAUUUUUAUAAUAAAACAUAAAAAUGGAUA
Messenger RNA from Cydia fagiglandana, 2798 nucleotides. RefSeq names its product alpha-tocopherol transfer protein-like. Bases 307 to 1236 code for a protein of 309 amino acids. NCBI's taxonomy places the organism in Eukaryota, Metazoa, Arthropoda, Insecta, Lepidoptera, Tortricidae. The record is from RefSeq and is a predicted model, not a curated record. Gene Ontology annotation, cellular component: membrane. Gene Ontology annotation, molecular function: phosphatidylinositol bisphosphate binding. The transcript has 7 exons.